GAGGGGAUGGAUCCCGAUCUCAACCCGAACAUGGCGGAUCACGAGUUGACCCACGAGGACAUCUGGAAGGCUUGUCGGCUACAAGACCUCAAUCCCUUCCGCAUGAACUCGGCCAACGACUUUGACGUCAACAAGGACGAGACCUAUGAGCGGAUGUGGACUCUCUAUAAACAGCUCAAGCCCAAGAAGCAUGUGAUGCACAGUUUG
Messenger RNA from Durusdinium trenchii, 207 nucleotides. NCBI's taxonomy places the organism in Eukaryota, Dinophyceae, Suessiales, Symbiodiniaceae. The record is from the annotation of a GenBank genome assembly.